AAGUGGAAAGGACAAAAUAACCCAAGAAAGAGAGAACUUCAUAAAAAAAUCAUAAAAUUUUCAAACUUCCUCUCUUUGGAUCUUGAUAUAAAUUCAAUUUUUUAACCCCCAAAAUUGUAAUUUCGAGGCCCCUGCAGCUGCAAGUCUUAGCUCUGUUUUCCUCAAUUAUCUUUUGGCAGGUUAGAUUCUAGGAAAUGGGUUCCCAACGAGGCAUGAUUAAUCGUAGGAAUUGUCCUUUCAACUUCAAAACCCUAAUCUCUUCCCUUUCUUCUCCACAGGGUUUAAAACCAGAAACAAUGGAAGGAUUGUAUUUGCUACUGCUUAAUUUAAGCUGCUCCAAUUCUGAAUCCAAUUUGAAUUUCUCUGAAACCGAAUUCAAUUUGAACGAGUUCAAAGUCAAAUUCAAAGAUAUUCAUGAAAUAUCAAAUGUCUUAUUCAAUAAACUCAAUGCAAAGUUCAAUGAAUUAUUCUCUGCUUUGAAUGAUGUUUCUGCCCACCCGGUACGCGCACAAUCUAUCUUCCAUGUCAAUGUUAAAGCCACCAUUAAAGAUCUAACCUUGCUUUUGAGAUGUUGCGUUGCUGUUUUCAAGUUGCUUGUGUUGGAUCAGAAGCUUGUUGUCGAAAAGGGUCUAAUUCUGUUAGGGAUUCUAAGGAGAUGUGUUUCUGUGGAGUCAAAGAGAAGGAAUAGGAAAAGCUGUAGUGGUUUGAAAAAUAAGGUUUCACAUGAACGUCUGUAUGUGGAUGGUGGUGGUACUAUUUUUCUUGCUGAGCACUUGGUUACUUCCAUAAGUUUCGCGGAACCUGCUAAUCCAUUCCAUGAAAUUUUAUGUGCUGUGCUUGAGGUAUUUGCAGAUGAGCUUCUGAUGCAUAAAUCAGUGAGACAGUACAUUUUGCUUGCUGAUUCUCUCUACUGCGUGAAUGAAUUUCUAUUUGUACAUCACUUUGGCCCUGGUAAUAUUGGAAGCGUGCUGGAAGUUAUUUCUGCUCACUUUAUACUCUCCAUUUCUGAUGACCAAGCAUUUUAUAAUUUCCUUUAUAGAUUAUUUUGGCUUCCUGACAAUAACUUCAGAGUUCCUGAAGUGACAUUGACUACAGCCUUGUCAUUGCUGCUUAAUCCCAUCAUGUUGUCUGCACCCAAAAUGUUUCAGGCAUAUUUGAUUUUAUUGGUUUCUGAGGUCAUUGGAAUUAGCAUGUCUUCUGAUCAUAUGAUAUCAAGCAGUGAACUGAGAUCAUACCUAUUGGCAUUUGAAAGGUCAGUUGCCUUGUAUACCAGACACAUGUCCAAUUUGCACACAAAAGGUUACCCCUUAGUAGAUGAUGAUUCUUUUGUAAAAUCACAUUUUCGUGCAAGUUACGGUCAGAUGGACUUUGAAUCUUGUCUUUUGCCAGCCACAAAAGAGAAAAUUCAUAAUCUGAUCAGUAAAUGUGAUAACUUAUGGAAUUCAUAUUUGAGCAAUAUUUUACGAAAAACUAGGUCUGACCUGGUGGCUUUCUCUGUUUCAUACGCAAAAGAGAGCCUGCAUGUCUUUGAGGAAUCCUCUAGAGAUGAAAUUCUAUCAAUCUUAAGCUGCAUAAUACUCAGGAGUUCUUCUGAUGAUGUCGAUGACACUGUGCUGCAUAAAAAGGAAGAUACUAGUCCCCAAGAUAUUUGUCUUCUUGCAUGUAUAUUGAAGCUAAUGAGUGGUACAAUGUUACAAGCUAUAAGGAUUCUAACACAAGGCAGAAAUUCAGGUUCUUUGAAAACAUUCAAAAAUGUUGUGUUAAGUAAGGAGUACGACUUUUUGGUGGCUAUUUCUAGUUGUUUUCAAAAGUUUGGUGUACGUCUACCAGUUCAAAAGUUCUUACGUGACGUGAUGGAAAUUCAGCCAACAAGGCAUAAGAAGUCAAAGUGGAUGCUUUUUCAUUUUUCAGGCUUGUUGUCACUAAGUUAUGCUAGCCGGCUUGAUUUUCUAGUUAAGAACUGCUUAUUUACAUUGAUGAUGCUGUUGAAUUUAUUUGUUCUUGAAGCGGGUAAUUUACACGCAUUGGAAUCGUUACUUGGCUCAGGGAUAAAGUCUUCAUCACAUAAAUCUCAUGUUAAAUUAGGAAAAUCUGAAUCUUGCCAUAAAGCAAGAGAGGUUAUCGUGGAUCAAAAAUCUAGCCAUGCUGUUGCACUAAAAUUUCAGAAAAUUCAGACAUUGUACUUGGGAAUGAAUUCUCGGACGAGUUUUAAGAAAAGAGCUCAAGAGCAGGAACUAGGAAGUUUAGGAAAUGCCCAUAUUGUGAAUCAUGUUGACUCAGCUCUCAGCAUAGAAGAGAAUACAGGGGAGACUUGCAAUGGUGAGAUUUUUCUCAGGUGCAUGUUAGAAGGCACCGAGAAUUCAUCUGAUGUUGCUGAUUUAGCAGACUUCGUUGAGUGCAAGCAGGGGAAAGAUUAUUCUGACUGGUUGAGGGGUCGACGAAAAUUUAGACGGUGGAAAUCUGAGAAAAUGGCAAAUAUCAGGUGGCAAAAAAGGAGAAUUUUUCAGAAGAGAGCAUAGUUUUUUCUCAUUAAAAAAACUUUUACGGGGAACAACUAAAACCAUUGCAACAACUGCUUGCAUAGACUGUCAUCCUGGACAGCCUAACUCUUAACAGGAAGGUACAAACUCCAAUUGCAUGUUCCUGAUGCAACAAAAGUUGCAAUUCCGAUAGUUUCUUAUCAUUGCAACAGCAUGAAAGAGUAUGUAAUUAUCUUUUUUUUUUUUUUUUUUAGGGAUGCAUAUUUUUAUGUUAGUGACUGCAUAUUUUGAAGGCUUAUUUAACUAGGAAUAUUUUACCCCACAUUGCAAACUGUCUUUUUAGUUUGAUGCUUUGACUAGACACAGUGGAGUGGGAAGAAACCCCAAAACAUGUCAUGUGUAACCGAUUUCACCUUCAAAACUGUUAUACCUUCGCUGCGUCAUCACCGAACACCUUUACUGCCACGUCGCUAGCAUCUACACAUGAUUUUAAGGCAGCCAAUCGAUAUUAAGCCAAUCAAGCCAUCAUUCAUGAAAUAUAAAAAGAAUAUGAUUAGGCAUGCAACAUUCUUUUUACUUUGGGCAUUCUUUUGUUUUGCUCCUUCCUCUCCUUGACCUCCUCUCCAUAUGUCUUACAAGUUCACUUACUCUGUUCUUAUUAAUCAAUAUGAAAGAAAGAAAAAAAAUGGAAUAAUUUUAAAAUGGAGAAAAAGUAAGGAAAGGUGGUCUUUUUUGUUUUUUUUUUUAAAUAUGAUCUUAUUAGUAUAUAUUGAUGAUUUUAUAAUAUGAUUUUUGUACUUCAAUUAAA
Molecule: messenger RNA, 3288 nt
Organism: Durio zibethinus
Lineage: Eukaryota; Viridiplantae; Streptophyta; Magnoliopsida; Malvales; Malvaceae
Product: 2-isopropylmalate synthase
Source: RefSeq, a predicted model, not a curated record